AUGUCUUUCCUUCAUAAUCAUUCUUGCGAGUGCGUUAAGUCAGAAUUGGAUUUGUUUGCACUACCGUCUACACAAACUAGCAUUGAAAAUGGAUUGUGGAUUCAUUAUAAACCAAUUUCAUCUCUUGGUGAUGAUGGACCUAUCGAGUUUCAAGUUCCUGGGACCGGCGAUGACUACAUAGAUUUGUCUCAUACAUUACUCCACAUAAAGGCAAAAGUAUUAAAUCAAGAUUCAACUAACUUGGUAUCUACUACAAUAGUAGCACCUGUAAAUAAUUGGCUGCAUUCACUUUUUAGUCAACUUGAUGUUUAUUUAAACCAAAAACUUGUAUCACCACCUAAUAAUACCUAUGCAUAUCGAGCAUACAUGGAAACCCUUUUAAACUAUGCCCCUGCUGCUAAACAAUCUCAUCUUACUUGUAGUCUUUGGUAUGAGGAUACAGCAGGAAAAAUGGAUUCUACAGAUGGUAAAAACAUAGGAUUUGUUAAAAGACAGGAAUUGAUUAGUGAAAGUAAGGAAAUAGAAAUGAUUGGUCAUCUUCACGGUGACAUUUUUAACCAAGAUAAAUUUUUAAUUAAUGGUGUUGAAAUGAGUGUUAAAUUGGUUCGAUCAAGAGAGAGUUUUAAUUUAAUUGUUGGGUCGAACGAUGUAAAGUUUAAAGUUUGCAUUACGGACGCAACUCUUAUUGUGCGACGAGCACGAAUUAAUCCAAGUGUAUUACUCGCACAUCAAAAAGUUUUAGCUUCUACCACUGCUAAAUAUCCUAUUACUCGAGCUGAAGUAAAAGUUUUAACAAUUCCUUCAGGUGUUCAAGGAAAAACUCUUGAUAAUAUAUUUUUAGGACAGGUACCGAAAAGAUGUAUAAUUGGAUUUGUGAACAAUUCUGCAUUUAAUGGUUCCCUUACUAAAAAUCCAUUUAACUUUGAAAACUAUGGUAUUAAUUCUUUCAGCUUAUAUAUUGAUGGUCAACAAAUACCUUCAAAAGCUUUGCAACCAUCUUUUAAUAAUAGCAUAUUUACAUCAGCAUAUCAUACUCUAUUCUCGGGAACUGGUAUUCACUUUCUUAAUGAAGGAAAUGGAAUCUCUUGUGAACAGUAUGGCAAAGGUUACUGUCUAUUAGCAUUUGACUUAACUCCUGAUUUAUCAGCUAACUCAUCAACUCAUUGGAAUCUCAUAAAGCAUGGUAGUGUAAGAAUAGAAGUACGAUUUGAGUCCUCAUUAAUACAAACAAUUAACUGUAUAGUUUAUGCUGAGUUUGAUAAUAUUAUUGAGAUAGAUAAAAACAGAAAUGUUACUGUAGACUAUAGUAGUUAA
This is a messenger RNA of Parnassius mnemosyne (clouded apollo), 1314 nucleotides long. NCBI's taxonomy places the organism in Eukaryota, Metazoa, Arthropoda, Insecta, Lepidoptera, Papilionidae. The record is from the annotation of a GenBank genome assembly.